CCGUCACAUACAUCAUUCGUGGUGUUGGUAAAACUCACACAGGUACACGCGAACACUUCACACUUCUGUAACACCUGGGCCCAUCUGUAGCUCCGCCCACAGGGCGUGGAGAACCAGGGAAUUGUUUUUGACGCUGAAUUCCCAACAUCGCCCAUUCUUCAGAUUUCCACAAACUGCAUCGCCUUCCCGGCGUUUCCCAAGGAAUACUGUUUUAUUUCUACCAGCUCCAGUGCUCGGUUUCAAAGACGAAUAAUGUAAAGCUUUUAUCGCGAUCGGUCUCGUGGGAUUUGGAUCUGGCAGUUUACCCAAAGAAAUCUUGAUCUGGCAUCGCGAGUUUUUCCUGAGAAAGUGUGUCUGCAGCAGACCUCAAAAGGAUCAGAGGAAACCGAAGAGGCGGCGGAGGGCAGAGAGAGGCGGAAAAGUGAAAAGAUGGCGUGGAGAGCCUUAGCAGCAUUGACCAUGCUGUUGUGUAUUGGCUCAUCUUGCUGCGAUGAUAGUUGGAAACAGUACUCCUCUGCUGACACAAUCAACAAUGUCGUUCAGGACCCUAACACAGGCAGAAUCUACCUGGGUGCCGUAAAUGCCAUCUACCAGCUGAACUCUGACUUGGGUCUCGAGAGCACAGCCGUGACCGGGCCUAAGAACGACAACCCACAGUGCACUCCUCCAAUAACCGCACAGUGCACCGAUGCAAAGUCAACAAAGAACAUCAACAAGCUCUUGUUGGUCAACUCUCCAAACAGCACCUUGGUCGUGUGCGGUAGCCUGUUUAGAGGCAUCUGCUCCCUGGUGAACCUUAACAGCGUGGAGAAGUCGGUGUACUACAGCGACACCAAAGGAGAGAAGACGUAUGUGGCCAGCACAGAAGAGACUGUCGCUGUGGUUGGAGUUAUUUCUUAUUACAUAGACCUUAACACUAACACUAAUCUAAGUGUGUUUCUGGUGGGGAAGGGCUACGGUGGCUCAGACAGCUCGAAGCUUGUCAGCACUCGCUUGUUGCAGGAGCAUGGGGACAUGGACGUCUUCGAGAACAUGGUUGAGGCGUCCACUGUGCAGGCAAGCCCUUUUGCUCAACGUUACGUCCAUGACUUCCGUCAUGCUUUCAAGGAUAACGGCUACAUCUACUUCCUGUUUUCACGGACCCCGGGCACCAGCGACAGCAGGAAUAUCACGUUUUUGGCACGCCUGUGCGAGAACGACCAUAUGUAUUAUUCGUACACAGAGCUUCAACUCAACUGCUCCAGCAACAUCAAUGGACAGGAAAACACGUACAACAAGGUCCAAGCAGCAUACCUGGCCACCCCUGGAGAGGUUUUGGCUCAUGAUAUUAAGCUUUCCGAAUCAAACGAUAAGGUUUUGUUUGUGGUGUUAAGCACUGAUGAGGACAGCAGCCGUUCGGCAUUGUGCAUGUACCCGCUCAGCACCAUCAAUGCAAGGCUCAAGGAAGUGAUAGAGUCUUGCUACAUAGGAGAAGCUGGGGAGGAUGGGAAACCAAAGACAGUUUAUUCACCAUACGUCUCUAAACCAGAGGCCAUCUGUAAUAUUAAAAGAACGCUAGAGAUGGUCCAGAAUUAUAAAUGCGGAGCAGAGUUCCUUCCCUCACCACUAGCCAGUAAACCAGAAUACGCCUUGGCUGUCAAACCCAUCUUCACCAAAAAAGAGAUGCUGACAUCUGUGGCUGUGGCGGUAGAGAACGAUCACACGGUGGCCUUUUUGGGAACCAGUGGGGGAGAUGUAUUAAAGGUGCAUCUGCAGAACCCUCCCAGCACUAACUCCUAUAACAGGAUUUUGGGAGAACACACAGAUAGUGGGGUGAACAAAAACCUGUUUUUUGAUUCAAGUUUUGAUCAUCUAUACAUGACCAGUGGCAAAAAGAUCACGAAAGUGCCGGUUCAGGCUUGUGAACAGAAGAAAGAUUGUCAAUCAUGCAUGUCCCAGCGUGAUCCGUACUGCGGCUGGUGUGUGUUGGAGGGCCGAUGCACCAGGAAGAAAGACUGUAGCAGAGGAACAGAAAGGAACGCAUGGCUGUGGAGUCCAAAGGAAACUUGUGUGACCAUUCAGGCCUUUGAUCCUCCCAACAUCAGCCGCAAGAAAACAGAUGGCACAAAGGUUAAGAUAUACGUUCCCUCCCUCCCAAGCAUCUCUGGUUCAGAUACACUGCAGUGUGAGUUUGGUGAUUUCAUAAGCCCAGCUACUGUGGAGGGAAGUAAUGUCAGCUGCGCUCUCCCGACCUCUGAUUCAAUAUCACCCACACCUGACAAGCAAGAUUUUGUGGCAGUGCCGGUGAAAAUUAAGGUGAAUAGCCACAUCGAAGUGGCCUCCAGUUCGUUUCACUUCUACGACUGUGCAGCUGUGGUUAAGAGUGCAAAGAAUACACCUUGCAUAGCUUGUGUAACCAGUCAGUGGGGCUGCCAAUGGAACAUUCAGCAACACUCAUGUAGUGAUAAAAAUGAUGCUGCUGAGGGAUCCCAUAUCAUCAAACAUCUGGAGGUCGGUAUGUGUCCUCAGUUUGAGCUCCCAGAUCCUCUUCUCAUUCCUGUUGGCUAUAAAACCCCCAUCAAAUUUCAGGGCAAAAACCUGGAUUUUUAUUCGGGCAAAACCUUACAGAUCGGUACUGAGCUCAUGAAACAUGUGGGCGAGGUGAUCGUGGAGGCUGACGGUUCAAAGUACAGUUUUGAAGGGUUUGCGUUUGACUACGACAAAGAGCCAGAGGUGAACGUGACGUUCUACGUAAAGGAUAAAGACACAGAGAGGAUGAUUGACAGCACCCUUACAGUGGUGCUGUACAACUGUUCAGUUCGCCGUAAGGACUGCAGUCUGUGUAAGAAUGCAGAGGAGAAAUAUAACUGCGUAUGGUGUGACAACACAAAAUCCUGCCUCUAUAAAGACCUGUGCGAGAACCAAGACGAUACUCAAUGCCCUCCCCCGACAAUUACAGAUAUUAUCCCACGGUACGGACCAAUGGAUGGACAGAUCUCUGUUACAAUAAAGGGCUCCAACUUGGGCAUCAAGCAGGAAGAUAUUAAAAGUAUUACUGUGGCUAAAGUGCCAUGUACCCAUCAACCUGAGAGAUACUCUGUGUCUACCAGUGUUGUCUGUGAGAUCGGGCCUUUCCCCCCAUCAUUCCCUCACAGCCUGGAAGGGCCAGUGGAAGUGGAGGUUGAUGGAGGACGACGGGGACUGUCUACUGUAAAGUUCACUUACAGGGAUCCUGAUCCCCUAGAGGUGACCCCUUCUAAUGGGCCGCAAGCUGGAGGAACCCUCAUCACCAUUACAGGAGAAAAUCUGGACACGGCUAGCAAAGAUGACAUCAGCAUCUUAGUCGGAGGAGAGCCUUGUGAAGUGGUUACAUUCGGCCAGAAUAUUACCUGCAAGACGGGCCCAUAUAAAGGCCAAAAGAUUCCUUCCGAAAAGUUGACUGUCAGCGUGAAGUACGGCAAGGUGACCGUUAAAGAAGUUAAAAACGGAUUCGAAUACUCUGUCAAUCCCAAAAUUAAAGAGUAUUUUCCACAGUCUAGCUUUCUUUGUGGAGGCCGUAACAUCACUGUGAAGGGAUCAGGAUUUGGUCAGGUGCAGAGAGCCACCAUGCUUGUGCUGCCCUCUUCUGACGAUCUCACCGUCGCGCUGAGCAAUGUUACGUUUGUUGAGGAGUUUAGCAGCAAGAACGAGACGAUUCUGAAGUUCCUGUCUCCAGAAGUGCCAAAGGAAUACGAAAACCAGCCCUUAAAAAUAAGCAUCAAGCUGGACAACAUGGAGGAGGACCUAACGAACUUCCUUUACCACCCUGAUCCCACUUUCAUUUACCUGGAGGAUAAAACCAUCACAGAAGGCAGCAUCAUUGAUGUUAAUGGUCAUGGUUUCACCAGAGCCAUGUCUGUCCAAGAGGCCAAGGCGUUCGUGGGCGACGAACUUUGCGUAGUAACAAUCUUGGAAAAUGAUAAGCUGUUCCUCACUGCCCCCUCCAGGCGUCCUAAAUCCCCCUCCUUGCCUCCUAUAUCCACCCCCAGUCGCCAUCGCAGAGACACCAGCUCAGAGGCCAUGGAUCUCCAUAUACAGUUUGGAAAAGGAAGGUGGAAAGUGGGCUCUGUGCGCUUUGAGAGGAAGUACGAGGUUCCUCUGUACAUCAUAAUUCCGGCUGUCCUCAUUCCCAUGGUGCUCUUCAUUGCCAUGUCAAUAUAUUGCUACAGGAGGAAAAGCCAACAGGCCGAAAGAGAGUAUGAGAAGAUAAAAAAUCAGCUGGCCAAUCUGGAGGAGAGCGUUCGUGAUCGCUGUAAAAAAGAAUUUACAGAUCUUAUGAUAGAGAUGGAGGACCAAACUAGUGACCUAAGUGAAGCUCGGAUUCCAUUCUUGGACUACAAGAACUACUUGGACCGCGUUUUCUUCCUGCCCUCCAAAGAUGGAGUCAAUGACGUCAUGAUCACCGGCAAGCUGGAUAUCCCGGAAUCCCGCAGGGCCAUCGUAGACCAGGCCCUCAACCAGUUCUCCAAUCUGCUGAACAGCAAAACGUUCCUCAUCAAUUUCAUUCGUACCCUGGAGGAAAAGCCAGAGUUUAAUGCCAGAAAUAAGGUUUACUUUGCAUCGCUCCUGACCGUGGCUUUGCACGGCAAGCUGGAAUACUACACGGACAUCAUGAGAACCCUCCUGCUGGAGCUCAUGGGGGAUUACGUUCAAAGCAAGAACCCCAAACUCAUGUUACGCAGGUCCGAGACUGUUGUUGAGAGGAUGUUGUGUAACUGGAUGUCCAUAUGUCUCUACCAGUUCCUGAAGGACUCAGCUGGUGAGCCGCUCUAUAAGCUUUUUAAGGCCAUUAAACACCAGGUGGAAAAAGGGCCUGUGGACGCCAAGAUGAAAAAAGCCAAGUACACUCUGAACGACACGGGACUCCUGGGGGAUGAUGUCGAAUACAGCGUCUUGACCCUACAGGUCCUGGUUCAUGGUGAAGGUCCCGACGUGACUCCUGUCAAAGUCCUGAACUGCGACACCAUCUCCCAAGUGAAAGAGAAGAUCAUUGAGCAGGUGUACAGGAACCUGCCCUACUCGCAGAGACCCACGGUGGAGAGCGUCGCCCUGGAGUGGCGCCCCGGCUCCACGGGCCAGAUUCUGUCAGACCUGGAUUUGACAUCACAAAAGGAGGGAAAGUGGAAACGGAUCAACACGCUAGCACACUACAACGUCAGAGAUGGCGCCACGCUGGUCUUGUCCAAAGUUUUGCACACUCAGCAGUCUUUCGACCAGCACCAAGACAACCAUGAAGAAAGAAAUGCAUUGCUGGAGGAUGAUAAAGUAUUUCACCUGGUGAGACCUGCGGAUGAACUGGAUGAAGUCAAAUCAAAACGAGGAAGUAUGAAAGACAAGGCGACCACCAAAGCCAUCACUGAGAUCUACCUGACCAGACUCCUCUCUAUGAAGGGCACACUGCAGCAGUUUGUAGAUGAUUUCUUCCGCAGCGUGUUGUGUUCUGGGAAUGUGGUGCCACCUGCAGUCAAGUAUUUCUUUGACUUCCUGGACGAACAAGCGCUUAAACAUGACAACGUCGAUGAAGAGACCAUCCACAUAUGGAAGACCAACAGUCUGCCUCUACGGUUCUGGGUGAACAUCCUGAAGAACCCUCACUUCAUCUUCGACGUCCACGUUACGGAGGUGGUGGACGCCUCGCUGUCCGUCAUCGCCCAGACCUUCAUGGACGCCUGCACCAAGUCCGAGCACAAACUGACCCGGGAAUCUCCGAGCAACAAGCUGCUUUAUGCAAAAGAAAUCUCCACUUAUAAGAAGAUGGUUGAUGAUUAUUACAAAGGCAUCCGUCAGAUGGUUCCAGUCAGUGACCAGGAUAUAAACGCCCACCUCGCAGAAGUUUCACGUUCUCACACAGAUAAGUUGAAUACCCAGGUUGCAUUGCACCAGCUUUACCAAUAUGCCAGCAAGUACUACGAUGGGAUAAUCUCAUCGCUGGAGGAAGACCCUGCCGCCCAGAGCAAACAGCUGACGCUCAGACUUCAGCAGAUCGCCGCCGCGUUGGAGAACAAAGUCACCGAUCUUUAGUCUCACCGCCUGUGAAUCAAGGACACACUGGGGGUAAUAAGCAAAAAUUUCCAAGAACCCAUCCUGGAGGACUUUGGAAUCACGGAGGCUCUGUUGCAUAGACUGAAAGAGAUGAAUGCAAGGGAACCCUGACGUUUCUCAAUCAUGCGAUUUUGCUCUUCAUUCAAAGGGACCAAUAUAAACUCUUAUCCGAGAUUGUUAUCAUUCCCAAACUUUGAAAAGAUGGAAAAGUCAUUACGGUACUCCUCGCAUCAGCACGUGCACAAAAGAAAACCCAGCAUUUAUUUUUUUUUUCGUUCUGAAAAAUCAAUAAUCAGAUGUCCAGUAUAUUCUUCCUGUGUAGAUGAGAUAAAGUAUUAUAUGUAAAUAUAUUUUUACAAAAAAAUAAGGCUGCGAGAUGCUUAUCAGAUCGAUUCCUGUGGACUAUUUCCAUUUCCUGUGUAUUUUAAGUGCCACUCAUUCCUGUGCAGUGAUGUCACUUCCUGUCGUGGUACAUAUAGGCGUGACAUCAAAGCUUCUGUUAUUUUAUCGUAUUUUUAGCGAUGAUUGCCUAAAAUAACUUCCUAAUUUAACCACUUUAUUUGGCGAAAUGCAACAGAGGACAGAAUUCCCGACUGACUGUCCACAUAUCAGAAACCGAGUGCAAGCACAUUUGAUCCACGACGACACUCAGAACAAAGACUACGGAUGCUUCAAUCUCUCUUUGCUUUGGUGUCUUGAUGCAUUUUUAUGUUCCAUCUGUUCUUCAGCGCAUAGCUUGCCUUAUUUCACGAUGCAAUUAUGAUUUUUUUAUCAAUUUAAAACUGAUCAAGAGGAUGUUUGUGGUGCCGAUUAAUAAUUUUUUUUUAGGCAAAGACACGUAAUAGAGAAGUUCAUGAAUGCGGUAAUUUACUGUAUUGCCUUAACAGCAGUUAUGUAUACUGAGACUCGUACGCCACAUACAUUAUGAUAAUAUUAUCAGUUAAUUAUGAAUAUCAAUUUAUUCUGGUACUAUUUUAAGCUCUUAAGUAUAAUGAAAACGUUUGUUUUAAGUAAAGCUGCCAAAGCUUCACCUUAGCUAUCCACAAUCAUCUAUUUUUUAUCCUCGGCUUUACAUCAAUUUAAAGGCUUAAAGUGUAAUUAAAAUGGAUUAAAGGCAGCUGAUAAGCCUGUCAUUUUAUUUUUUUUAUCUGUGAAUGGUACUGUUUUCCUACCUGUAUGUUCUGACUCAAAUGUGCCAAACACUGGUUUGUGGGUUUUUUGGUUGUGAACUUCAUAAUGUGUGUGAAUGACUCCUGUUGCCUUUGGUAGCAGACGUGCACUGCAUAGUGUGACAAAGUCACAUUGCAGUCAAUCAGAGACUGGCACCGCCCAUUUUGAGGAUAAUGGACACAGCAGGAAAUGCCUUUAAUGUGUAAAUAUAGCCCGACUGCCAAGUUGAUGUUUUAUAUCGCUCUCUCGCUCCUGUCGGUUCUCCUGUGUUGUCGAGCUUUGACCCUAUCAAUGGUUUACUGUAAAGCUUCCUUGCCUUUCUUUAUACCACGUAGUGCCUUAAAAGAAUCUGAGUAAUAAUGAUGAAUUGUGUGGUGAUUGUGUCUGCAUUAAAAAUUGCAAUAGGGACUUUAACAA
Molecule: messenger RNA, 7647 nt
Organism: Paramisgurnus dabryanus
Lineage: Eukaryota; Metazoa; Chordata; Actinopteri; Cypriniformes; Cobitidae
Source: RefSeq, a predicted model, not a curated record